This is a messenger RNA of Suillus subalutaceus, 1011 nucleotides long. Its product is annotated as PIN domain-like protein. Gene Ontology annotation, molecular function: 5'-flap endonuclease activity. Bases 1 to 1011 code for a protein of 336 amino acids. Lineage: Eukaryota; Fungi; Basidiomycota; Agaricomycetes; Boletales; Suillaceae. The transcript has 8 exons. The record is from RefSeq and is a predicted model, not a curated record.
AUGGCCUACCAUGCCGCUAUACACCCUCUGCUACCUCAUUCACCACCUGUUCAGCAACAGCAGUCGAGCCUUGCUGCACACCUCAUUCAUCAUGACCCUUCCUCUCUCUCUUGCCCAGAGGGCAUGAACGGUGCCUGCAGCAUCACUCACCUAAUUGGUGCCAGCCCUGGAUUAUACAUGUUGACCAGGGAAAGCUGGCCCUUUCAACUGGUACACACUCUGAAGGCAAGUAUUUCCUUAGAAUAUCUUGUUUGGAGAAAUUUUAACCACCUCACCAGGGAUCUUCCAACCAGCUCAGUAUUCCUUUGCUUAGAGACGUCCACAAAGAACUCUGACCAGCUCAGUAUUCCUUUCCAUGGAGACGUCUGCAAAGAAACCGACCGGCUUAGUAUUCCUUUCCCUGGAGAUGUAAAUGUUGGUUUCCCAAGUACAGAGGGACAAACAUUGUCAGCAUUCGCCCUUGAAGGGCUCAAGGGACAUGUGCAGGACAAAAGCAGCCUUUCAAUGAUGAUGGCCGGUGUUGAUGCCAGUGCUUGGCUUUAUGCCAUCUGCAAGCUGCAGGCCUUUCAACUUGGACAUGCCCAGUCAGGCAAAAACCCGGAACUACAGACACUCAUGUACAAACUUGUCACCCUAGCUAAUGCGCCUGUUUAUGCCCACUUCAUUUUUGAUGGGGAGGACCAUCGCGCAGCAAGCAGAUUUACAUGGUCCAUGGCCAAAGGUGAGGCCGACGCUAACUUAGCAUUUUUGUCGAAGGUAGGGAAGAUCAGUGCAGUAUUGAUGGAAGACAGCGAUGCUCUAUUAUUUGGUGCCAAAAAAGUCUUAUGCAUUGUGGAUAAUGAAGAUGGUACAUUCCUUGUAGACACCUACUGUGCUGAAGCCCUAUCAAAUGACCCGAAAAUUCCCUUGACAACUUUCCAUCUCCUCCUUUGGGCCAUGCUCCGUAGAGGUGACUACAACCCAGUACAUGGUGUUCAUGUAUGCCAGUUCAUCUUUGCUUCCACAGUUUGA